AUGAGCAGGAUUCUGCUGGAAUACGUAAGUCUUGGCUCCCGCAUUGAGAGUAUGGCCAUCUUCUACCACUAUGCCUAUCGCAGUCGCAGAUGGACCAAGAUCAAAGGAGCAAGACCUGAUGUCAUCUUCGACAAAGACACUACGUGGUGGACUUACGUACAACCUGAAGAGUAUCCUCCAGUGAUUGGCUGUGGUACUACGCUCCAAGCGGCCUUGCAAGGCCUUCUUGAUCAGCUGCAAGUGGGUCCGCAGCAAUGGAUGGCCAUCGUCCGUAAGCAUAUGUUCGCGAAUCAAGCCACCGAUCGCAGCCCAGGAAUGACACCACAUCCGGGUCUUUCUGUCUACCCAUUCGCGCAAGGAUCUAGCUCCAACUCUGGCAAUUCCUCGUCAUUCACUUCAACACUACCCAACCCACUACCGCAUAACCCGACGUGUGUUGCUCCACCUGCCGAACGUGGUCCGCUCUUACAAAAGGUACAGCAGUUGUGUAAUUCUAUACGAGAGACGAUCCCGGAUGUCACAACCUUCAUCCAGCGCCCAAUAAGCAGCUCAACAACCUGGGCUGCUCCGGUCAAGCUCCAUCAGCAGAUGCCCACAAUGACCCCCAACUACAUGGGACCUCGGCCAUCCAACCUCCACACCUCCGCCGGCUUGGUGUCACCCACUGUUCCAAACGACAGAGUAGUUCCAGCGGAUAUGACCAAUCCGGCAGUGUCUCAACCUUUCGUUCAGGGAGCGCUCACUUCAAGCUUCUUGAAUCAGACAACUUCGGAUCAGAUUGGUCAGCCAUCUGCCCCCUUCUGCGAAGCGACUCAGAUCGAACAUGACUUAUCUUCAUUGCCGGCCCACUAUACGUCUGUCAAUAUUCCACAAGUUGACCAACCCAAACAAGGAGAUGAGAUGCACGGUGCAUCCGGCCAAACACCAAACCCAGGUACUGGAGAACGAGCUCAAAAGCGAACCCAAGUCGAGGAGUACUCUCAAGUAAUCAGGGUCGAGCCGCAGUCUAAGGUGAUCAAGUUCGAAGAUCAGCCUCAAAAAUCCGAUUCCGAAGAACAGCUCCAUGAAAUCAAAGCUGAAGAAAGACCCUCGAAGAAGAUCAAGAUUGAGUACUCAGAUUAG
Messenger RNA from Aureobasidium namibiae CBS 147.97, 1122 nucleotides. RefSeq lists its product as uncharacterized. The record is from RefSeq and is a predicted model, not a curated record. The coding region runs from base 1 to 1122 and encodes 373 amino acids. NCBI's taxonomy places the organism in Eukaryota, Fungi, Ascomycota, Dothideomycetes, Dothideales, Saccotheciaceae. The transcript is spliced from 3 exons.